AUGGCGUCUCUGUCUUCGGGCUACUCAUGCACGUAUUCUUCCAUGUACUUCUUUGAUUCUACGUUGUUAUUUACCAUUGGUCUGUUUCUGAACGGAGAAACAUACAUUAAUUAUUUUUUGCCACUUUCUACCAUCUUGUUUUAUUCGUGGACUAAUUGGAAGUCUUCUGUCGAAACAAAAUACUUGGUACUAAUUACGAACAUUUACGAAGUUUGCAAAGAAAGUACACCUGUUCAACAUGCACUCGCUAACUCUGGAGGGGAAAGAAAUGAAAGCGCUAACGAUGCUGAAACUCAGCCUCAUGUUAUAAAAUUAAAUAGUGAUGGAGAACCAAUUAUUCCCAAACAACUGUAUGAUAAAGUCAGGAAAACGUUCCUGCCGUACCAUCGAGUUCUGUUUUACUAUUUUCAGGGAAUAUUCUUUGUUACAGUCUUCGCCUACUUUUUAUACACAAUGAUGUCAUUGUCCGAGAAAUCCGGUAUCACAAGCAGUGUUCAAAUAAUCGGUUCUAUGGCCGCCACUACAUUACCGAUUAUUUUCGACUUCGUUUGGAAAAAGAAUAGCGACGAACAAAAAGCGGCGAACGCCAUUGCCUUGAAGUCAAAACUGAAACGAGUUUUGAAAGUUUACAGUUCCAAUGAAACUAGUGGGCAAAUUAAAGUGGAGGUAAUUGAAUAACAGAACGAUGACAACUGGGUCUUCAAAAAAUAACAUCAGUUAUGAAAAUGGAAGGAGUCAGUGUACUUCCAUGGAGGUUUACUUGACUGAUUUUUAGUCUUGAAAUGCUUAAUUAUAACAGUACAUAAUUUGUGGUGGCGCAAAAAAUUUCCCGACAAAGGAGCUAAGGUCCCCGACAGGGGGCUAAGAUUGUACAGGCAAAAACCUUUUCCGGGAGGGGGGGGGGGGGGGAAGGGAAAGGCACGCUUCCUCAAUUUUUUUUUUGAAUUUUGAGUCUGUGAAACGGUGUAUCCAAUCCACCAUCUUGAGGAUAUCAUGCAUACGCUAGAAUACAAAUGUCUUCAACAGUCUGUUUAACAAUCUUUUCCCCGACAAAAUACUAAUUUUUCCUUGACAGGGGGAAGGGGGUGGGGGCUAGCCUCCCCGACAAGUUGCUGUACCCCCUGCCCCCUCUUACGCCACCCUAUAGAUAUAAUUGUUUCUGAUACUAAGAAUAGAUUGAAUUUAUAAAAUUAUAUGUAAAUGAAUAAUUAUUUAGAAUUUAGUAUAUACAAAUGAACAUAGUGUUUGUUGUGAAAUAGAAUAACUGCGUAAGAGUUUAAAAGUAAAUUGCACGUUUUAAUGAUUCAGUACACUUUAGGCCGGUUUGACAUGAUUGCAUUGCUAAUUGAACAUAUCUUGAAAGUUGAUAAACAUGAAAACGACACAACUUUUGUGGAAUUGAUUAACAUUAAUAAAAGUACAUAUUGUUUGUUUUUUAUUUCGUCUCAGAGUUUUCUAAUUUGUGCUGGAAGCCUGUACGUCAGUCUUGCUGUCACUGGCAGAGGCUCUGCUAUCUUGAACUGUAUCCAAAAGUGA
This is a messenger RNA of Paramuricea clavata, 1536 nucleotides long. The record is from the annotation of a GenBank genome assembly. NCBI's taxonomy places the organism in Eukaryota, Metazoa, Cnidaria, Anthozoa, Malacalcyonacea, Plexauridae.